This is a messenger RNA of Prorocentrum cordatum, 3914 nucleotides long. NCBI's taxonomy places the organism in Eukaryota, Dinophyceae, Prorocentrales, Prorocentraceae. The record is from the annotation of a GenBank genome assembly.
CGACUUCAGGGAAGUGUACCCCUUGCUGGAGGAGGGCAUCUUCGCCAUCCUCUUCCUGCCGCUGCUGGUUGCCACAGCCGCGGGAGUGCUGCUGGGGUGCUGGUGUGCCAAGAGGACGCGGAGCCAGAGAGGUGCGAACGGUUAGCACGUCAGCCCGUCCGAGUCGGACGAGAAGCGGCGGCAGCUCGCCGCUGAGCAGGUGGCGGCCGUGCGCGCCCGUCGAGAGUCUGGGCGCCACACACAUCAGUGAGUAUGGCAGCCAGGGGAGACUAUAUCCUCAUCAAGUACAACGGGGUAGACGAGGACUUUUAUCAUGAGACCUUGAUCACGGGGGUCAUUUCAGAGGAUCCCACUGAGGUUACCCUGUACACCGCCGAUCAGGAUCACUAUCAGUUCAACAUAGCGCCUGGGGAUGAUGUAGAGGCGGUGUAUUGGAUCGGGCUGCCAGGAGGUCGCCCCGCUCACGUGCCUGAGAAUCAGAUCUAUCGGUUCCGCCACAACGUGCCGCCCAAUGAGCGCCAGAGACUCUUCGCGGAGGCGCAGGGCAUGCUGGGAGCAGCGCCGGCGCCUCCACCCGCCCCUCUGGCGGCCCCGAUGCGGAACGUGCAGAGGCAGGGUCUAGGCCGUCCCGCCGGAGCGGCCGCCAGACGCGCCGAGCCCGGCCGCGUGUGGGUCUUCGCCGAGGACCAUGGCCGCCACCAGAAGGGCGACAGCGUGGAGGAGCUCCCCGCGGGGUCAGUGGUGCUGGGAGAGAGGGCGGUCGUCCCCAUGGCGGACGGCAGCACGGCGUUCUUGCAGAUGAUCCCCCAGGACGGCAUUGAUGAGUUCAAGAUGGACGAUCUCAGGGUGAUGCCCGUGAAGUUCGACGGCAUGGGGCGGCGCAGGAGGCUCUUCCAGGAUGGCGUCGCCAGCUUCGUGCCCGACGAGCCCGAAGGGGGCUUGGGGCUUGAGGGCCCCCGCACAGUGUCCUGGAGAUGCCAGACCUACGUCGAGAGGUCCCAGACGCCGGGCAUGAUGGUGGCCCCGCUGCUCCAGCAGCACGUGGCGACGGCCCUCCGCGACGAGCACCAGGUGGCCAAAGAGCAGAGGAAGGCUCGGGAGGAGCGUCGCCUGGGCCGCCAGAACAACAAGAACCACAAGGACAAGGCCCCAGAGGGCCAGGGGAGGAGGUUUUUGGACAGGGCUACCAACUCUGUCAUCAGUUCCUUGAAUGAGAUGCAGGGCUGCGCCGGGGUGCACGACGGAACCCCCGCGAUGGGCCAGAUGCUGUCUCAGGAUGCGAUACGCUGUGACGUCGCGUCCACUCCGCCAUCCCCGACCUUGUACACCAGACACGGGGCCGUCCGCGAGCUCUUGUCAGGCAUCGUUGACUAUGCAGGCAGCGAUUGCAGCACCACGGUUCGUCCCUAUCGGCGGGAUCAGGUUUCUCUUCCAGAUCCCGGGAGGCCCUCGGCGGAUUUGCUGUCUACCCUCCCGGAGCCUGACCAGGAUUUGCUGAAGUCAUGGGAUACUCAUAUGCUUGCUGACCCUGCUGAUGUGGGGUUCUAUCGAGAGUCGGGACAUCAGUUUAGGUUGUACUUCGACGAGAUUUUUAAAGCGCAGCGAGGUGUCUACGUUGAGUUUUUGAAAGACCUUAGCGACGCCAAGAUGAUUGGUUGGACAGAGAAGCCUCUGAGCCUGGUGACCCCUUUCUUCGUAGUAAAGAAGCACGACAGGUUACGACUCAUCAUGGAUUGCAGGAACACGAACCCCCUCUUCCGAGCACCCCCUGCCCCUGAGAUGGGCACGGCUGCAGCUUGGGGCAACCUGGAGCGUCCCGAGGCUCGUCCUGGAGCCGAGGCCGGCGGAGCUGACGCCAGCGGAAGUGGCGGAAGCAAACUCUGGGUCGCCCAGGCGGACGUGAAGGAUUGUUUCCACUGCGUUCGCAAUCUUCCAGAGCUGUGCCCGUACUUCUGCACGCCGCCGAUCACGGAGGGAGAGAGAGCCGACGCUGGUAUUGGUGGCCCAAGUGGCCUUGGGGAUCUGGCUCGUGAAGUUUCGGUUUACCCAAUGCUGCUGACUCUUCCAAUGGGGUUCUCCUGGGCCUUCUAUUUCGUCCAGCGCCUCGUGGAACACCAGUGCAGAGUUUCCUUGGCUGGGGCUGGCUUGGCUUUCAAGUUCCUGAGGGACCAGGCCCCUGCUCCGGAUCUUGGGACCCAGUUGGCCGUUCUACCCUACUGCGACAACAUCAAUGUCGCGGGCAUCAGGAGGGAGGAGGUGAAGGAGGCUAAGGAUGUGAUCGUUCGGAGGCUUCGAUUCGUGCAGUUCACUGUCCAUGAGGAGACCGAGCCCGAGACCCUGUCGUACUCGCUGGGUCGCGUUAUCGAUGGGGAGUCCUGGGUGGUUCGUAAUCGGUCUGAACGAGGGGAGCGUCUUCGCAAGGUUUGCGAGGCUCUUGAGGGGGGUCAACCAGUGACGGGUAGGCAGAUGAAGCAGUACCUUGGCCACGUGGUCGAUUUCUUUCUGAUUGGACGGGAGGCCCUCUCGGUGCUCAGAGCUUGCUACGAUUUUGCGCAGGCGCCUGAGGACCUGGAGGUCAACCCGGGGUUCGACGAGAUCCCAGAGGCCUUCAUGGACCCCGACAAGUGGCACGAGGUGUUUGCUAUGCGUUUCAGGAAGGAGGAGGCUAUACCUAUUCUGGAAGGAGCUGUGGAGCGCAUCUCGGGACCCUCGAGAGAGAGCCGUCGGGAGAAGCGCCAGAGCAUCUUCGGGGCCUUCGAGCGUCUUGCCUUGUCGGGCCAGCAUUCCAUUCUCGAACGUCACUCGAUUACGGCACCCACGGAGGGCCUGUACACAGCCUGGUGGGAGGAGCUCCAGGAUUUUGUGGCUAUGAACGGCUGCACCUUGGACAGCGUGAGGAAUGCCGACAUUGCGCUGGUGGACUUCGCGGACUACUUGUUUCUCGAGGGGUUCGAGCGGCCCGACCUCAUGAAGAUGUACGCCGCGGCCGCCUGGCACCUGGCCGGCCUGUCCCCCAUCGGGAAGCUGCGUUUCCCGCGGUUCUCCCGCGCAGCCCGGGGGCUGGGCCUGCUGGCGCCAGCGCAGACCGUGCCGCCCGUCCCUUUCGAGGUGGUGUGCUGGAUCGCCUGGCACAUAUACCUCCGCCUCCAGGACUGGACCAUCCCACUCUGCCUGCUGACCAUGUUCGUCUGCUACUUCAGGCCCGUGGACGUCCACAGCCUGAGGGAGGAGGACCUGGUGCCGCCAGGAGGCUCGAGCAGUCACUGGGUGCUCAACGUGCACCCUGCCCGCCGCGGAGAGACGUCAAAGGUGGGGGUGUCCGACGAGGCGCUGCUCCUCGACUCUCCCUACCUCCCAGGUCUGGGCCCCGCGCUGCAUCGGCGACGUCGCGGCCAACGGCUGGCCAAGCUGUUCGAGGUCAGCGAGAGGGAGCUCAGCAUGCAGUGGGGCCGCUCGCAAGAGCAGCUCGGGCUGCUCCCAUCCCAGCGGCGUCGCCUGUACCAGAUCCGCCACGCGGGGCCGCCCCACGACAUCCUCAUGGGGGUCCGCACGCUCCUCGACGUCAAGCGCCGGGGGAGGUGGAGCUCGGACGCGACCGUCAAGCGGUGCGAGGCGGCGGGGGUGGUGCAGCAGGAGUGGGCCAAGCUGUCGACGGCACAACAGGCCGCCGCGUCUCGCGCGGCGGAGUGGAUGCAGUCUCAGGAGCUGUACUGCGGCACGCACGGGAUCCUCGACAGCGCGGGCCGCCAGGGCAUCGGCGGCGUCGGCUGGGACACGGAAAUCAGUUCAAAGGCCGACCUCUCGAGUGCGGCCGUCAUCAGGAGCAUCGCCCGCGACUUCAAAGCGGGCGAGAACCGCUUCGGGCUGAGUGGGGCGUUCGCAGCUCUCUGGGUUGGCAUCGUUUGCUCGACCUG